Molecule: messenger RNA, 1083 nt
Organism: Anthostomella pinea
Lineage: Eukaryota; Fungi; Ascomycota; Sordariomycetes; Xylariales; Xylariaceae
Source: the annotation of a GenBank genome assembly
AUGGCUCCUACUACGAAGACGAACUUCAAGACCUACGAGGCCAGCACGCGCCUCCUGGCUGCUGUCAUCGCCACGAACAAGGGCAUCAAGCUGGACUUCAAGGAACUGGCGAAAUAUGUCGGCGGAGGUACCACGAAGGACUCGGUCAACCAUCGACUACGACCCAUCAAGCAGCUGGCCAAGAUGCAGGCUGCUUGUGUGGGAAAAGGCGAGGAUCCAGGCGAGCUGCCUGUCGAGAAAGGAGCACUCGCAGACCUGGUUGGCGGAGGAGCGAGCCCGUCUUCCUUGGAGCACCGCUUCCGUCCCAUCAAAAAGCUGGGAGAGGAGCUUACUGGUGGCAAGGAGAAGGAAAUACAGAAGUUGUUCGGCGAGUCGACUCCCGGCGGCAUCGAGUGGCAAUUCCGCGAAAUCAAGCAUCUCGGCAAGGCCCAGCAAGCGGCAAUAGCCAAGAAACAGAACCCGGCCGGCGUUGCCGUCAAGUCCGGGUCGGCAGCGUCCACCCCGGUAUCCCGCGCCUCCAAGCACGCUGCUCCCGGCUCUGCCUCGGUCGGCCGAACACCUAGCAGUCGCCCCCCGAAGCGCAAGGCACCACGUGACGAUGAGGAUUCUGACACGGACGUCAAGGCCUUCGACGUCGAUGAUCUCAGCGAUGACGACGACGAAGACGACGAUGACGACGACGAUAUGGACGUGACCCCGAGCAAGCCACCUCCUCCAAAGAAGUCUAGAGUUGCUCACAGUGCCACUUCGACCCCUGCCAAGGUCGCUGCGCCAAAGCAGACUGCUGAAGAGCUUUACCUCCAGCCGUCGCCCGCGACCUCGCUCUUUGGCAACGGCCGUGCACGUGUGCAGAAGCCCAUUGAGACUGCCAAUCCCUUCGAAGCUGAAGACGAGCUUCAGGAGGUCAUUGACUUGUCACAGACGCAGACCCGGUCCCCUCCAAAGCCAGUCAAGCAGGAGAAGACCGUGGCAGCCGUGGCAGCGGCUGAAGAGUUUGAUGUCGCAGACAAUGACCCUUUCGGUGAUACUAACGCGCUCCUCUACGGCUAUGGUGGCGUAGGUUUCGAUGAUGGCGAGUUCUAA